GAAAACUGACAUUGAAGAUCCCUUGGAAGAACUUGUACAAUGAUGCUGUAGUUGCAACGUUAGAUGGUCUGUAUCUGCUGGUGGUUCCUGGAGCAACGAUAAAGUAUGACGCCGCGAAGGAGGAGCGUUACCAGCAGGAGGCCAAGCAGAAGGAGCUGCAGCGCAUUGAGGAGGCGCUACUGAUGGCUGCUCGCAGAGACUCUCAGACGGGAGAGCUGCUGUUUAAUCUGGAAAGUGUUGUGUAUAAGGAGCCUCAGCAUG
Molecule: messenger RNA, 261 nt
Organism: Oncorhynchus nerka (sockeye salmon)
Lineage: Eukaryota; Metazoa; Chordata; Actinopteri; Salmoniformes; Salmonidae
Product: intermembrane lipid transfer protein VPS13C-like
Exons: 3
Biological process (GO): protein targeting to vacuole; protein retention in Golgi apparatus; mitochondrion organization
Cellular component (GO): extrinsic component of membrane
Source: RefSeq, a predicted model, not a curated record